AUGUCCCACCUCAAAGCGAUGAGUCGAUCCAAACUCACGCGCGCUAUCGCAUUACUACUAGUGCUGUACUUCGCCUUCGUGUCCCUCCACACCAUCGACAGCCCAAUUGACAGUAUAGAAUCAACCUCUCUGCCUCACAGAAAUACCUUCUCGGCAGUAAUAGCUGCAUUCGCCAGCGCUGUCACCUGGGAUGUGGCUCAGGAACUCCUCCCACCAGACUUGUCACCCGAAAUCGAGAUGGCGAUGGAGACUACUGACAGGGCUGAGUCCUGGAAAUACGAUUUUUCCCGGGAGGGUAGACGGGUCCAGAUUCCCGAGUUUUAUUAUGACUUCACGCAGCCGAGCCCCCGCGUGCAGAGCUACGACCCGCGUUUUCUAUGGGGGAUCUAUCUUCGCCAUAUCACCAACCAGCUCGAGACCCAUGCACCCCCCUCCAUUCCGUUUGUGUGGUCCGAAUGGGUGGACCUCUCGCCGCUAGAUGAGUUCAUUACCCUUCCAGAGGACCAGAAGCCCACAUGUGGUGAUGUGAAGGACAAGGCGGAGUUCGUAGACUACCGGAAGAUGCUUGCCCGGGUGGAAGAAGCCAAACAUGACGGAACUGAAUCGGAAACAGACCGCAAGGCACGUCUUAUCGAGGAGUUCCGUAUGCCAUACUGCGUCAAUACGUUUGGGGAACCAAGUUCACCGGGCUUCCAAAUCGUGGAACCGACGUUGGAAACGUCCACGGCGCGGAUUAAGGCGCUCCACGCAAUGUCCUACCUUUUGGGUCCUGCCCCUGCCCCGGAACUGAUCGUAUUUCUCUUACGGAACGGUGCUGUGGUGGUGGGGCUCGAGAAGGGCAACCCGUUGCAUGUUAACCACACGCUAGUGGAGCUCUAUAUGGAGCUGGGAACGACCGUGGUGGACGUGAAAGCGGAUAUUGAGGCACUCAGAAAGGCAGUGAAGGGAGGAAAAGCUCUGGCGAAAAGGAAGAAUAGUGGCAAUCAAGCAGAGACCAGGAGAGCCGAGCCUAGGGGAACAGGCCAAGAAGCAGUUGAAAAAAUAGACCUGGAAGCAGCUUUACUCCCCUACAUGCAUCCCCUCUCUAUCUCCUCUUUCCUCGAAGAUUGCUAUCUUCCCUUGUUCUCUUUCGUCGCGGCAAAGCCUCCCCACACACGUACCCCUCUUGAACGCAACUACAUUGACUCUAUUGAAAAAUCGAUUGAGGCCAAAGCCACCGAACAGAUCCCAAAGUACUUUUCGGAAACGCCGCUUACGGGGACCACCAUCGGGGCGCACUACGAUUGGCGGUUCUUCAGCGGCCUUACCCACCAGAACCUUGCCGAGCAGCGUAUCGUGUUACACCACAUGCUCCGGACCUGGCUUAAAUUCACGGGUGAGUUUGGGUUCACAACCUGGCUCGCACACGGCUCGCUCCUCUCAUGGUACUGGAAUGGGUUGUCCUUUCCAUGGGAUAACGACAUGGACGUCCAGAUGUCGUUGGAAGCGCUCCAUGCGAUGACGUUGCAGUUUAAUCAGAGCUUGGUCGUGGGCCUAGACGAAAGCUACGACAACUAUUUGCUAGACGUGGGAACGUAUAUAACCGAACGAAGCCCUGGAAACGGCAAAAACAGCAUUGACGCACGGUUUAUCCACACGGGAACAGGCUUGUACAUUGAUAUAACUGGAAUUGCGUUGACAAGUGCCACCCCGGGCCUCCUCUACACCAAGUACUUGGAGGACCAGUGGGUGGAGCUGGGUCUCCCGGGGUCAUACGCAGAGGUAGUUCCGGAGCAGCGCUUGGAUGCCCACACGAAAAUGAAUAUGCUUAAUGACCGUAAGGGCCAUUGUAUCGCUUUAGAGCAUCUCACACCGUUGCGCCAGACUAUCGUGGAGGGCACGCCCGCGUACAUACCCCGCGGCUUCCAGCGGGUCUUGGAGAAUGAAUAUAUGGGGGGAUUGACCAGGAAAGAGUUUGAUAACUACGUUUACAUGCCCCAAUUGCGCAACUGGAUCAGCCGCAAGGCUUUCGACUGGUACCCCGAUAUGGACGAGUUGAGCGACGAGGCUAUUCGGGUGAUGCUUCAGGAGAAUGUGGAGAUCUUGGAUGAGAUGUAUGCUACGCACGUCUUGACCCGUCUUCACGAGCACGAGAUGAAGGAGUUGACUGAGGAUGAGUGGGGAAGUGAAAAGUUGAUUGGCACCAACCAGGGGAUUGGAUCGAUGAGGCAUGAUUUGUUUGAGUAUCGCGAGAGGUUGGCAGGAAAGGACGAAGAGAGAGCUGCGGAGGUACGGUUGGUAUAUUAA
Molecule: messenger RNA, 2286 nt
Organism: Babjeviella inositovora NRRL Y-12698
Lineage: Eukaryota; Fungi; Ascomycota; Pichiomycetes; Serinales
Exons: 1
Coding region: 1-2286 (761 amino acids)
Source: RefSeq, a predicted model, not a curated record